This is a messenger RNA of Drosophila ficusphila, 5233 nucleotides long. Its product is annotated as probable multidrug resistance-associated protein lethal(2)03659. The transcript has 5 exons. Gene Ontology annotation, molecular function: ATP hydrolysis activity; ATP binding; ABC-type transporter activity. Gene Ontology annotation, cellular component: membrane. The record is from RefSeq and is a predicted model, not a curated record. Bases 907 to 4770 code for a protein of 1287 amino acids. Gene Ontology annotation, biological process: transmembrane transport. Lineage: Eukaryota; Metazoa; Arthropoda; Insecta; Diptera; Drosophilidae.
UAAUAGCGUAAUAAGCGGUACUGAUUAGAUAAAAAUAUUGUGGGGCUACUGCGAUGUAUCAUAACCUCUGGUUAUCUUUAUUUUGGCCCAAACACAAAGGAGCUAAGCCUCCUUCACAUCUCCAGAAUCCAGUUAAGAUUUAUGGCUAGAUUCGCGUUAAGGAUUUAAUUCCAGGGAGUAAAUGUCUUUAAUGGUAGAUUUUGGAAUGCAAGACUAAUUGGGCUAUCGAUUGGAUCUUAGUCCUUAUCACUACGUAUCACUAUCAGAACGCUUAGAAUUGGCAAAAAAGCGUGUUAAGUUGUCCACUUUAUCGCCGGUUGGGUUUGUGCUCGUGCCAAGUGCAAAAGCGUUAAAAAUGGUGGAUCAAACAAUCAACCGACGUCAGCCAUCCGUCUGGAUGGUUAAAAGCGUCUACGCCCGGCGAUUUUGGCUCAUUUUAAAUUUGUCGAGCGGCGCGAACGAUUCAUAUGGAGCCAUGGAUUCCUCCAAACAAACAAAUCCGAAACGCGAGCCUAAUCCGUUUGCCAAGGCCAAUAUUAUCUCCAAAUGGUUGUUCCUGUGAGUUAUUUUUUAUGGGUAAAAAGUGAAAUUCUUUUUGGAAGCAAAAUAAUCCGUGGUCAUGGUUAAUCAGUGAGCAGUUAACAGCUUGCAAUAAUGUUUGGUGUGCUUAUAAUCCAUAUCGAAAUCAAUUAAAAGGGAUUAGUUCAGAUAUACAAAGUGACUUAGAGGUCGUCCAAGGAAUAUCUCUAAAUCUAAUUUCGCCAAUUUCACAAUUUGAAUGACCAUUGAGUGUCGGAAAGUCACGUAGUAGUUUUCGGGAUCAGUGCCUGUCGUUUUUUAGUCCGCCAAAGCGAAGAUCCAUUGAUAAGAUACUGAUAUACUUAUCAAUUUUCCUCUUUUAGAUGGAUGCACAGUGUUUUCCGCAAGGGCAGACGUGAGGAGUUCGACACCAGUAAAUUGUACGAACACCUGCCGAGUUUUGAUAGUGAGUCCUUGACCAGAAAAGUGCAACCCCAUUGGGAAAAGGAAUCCAAGAGCAAGAAUCCCAGUCUGAUGCGAAUGAUUUUUUCCGUUUACGGAUGGCAGUUCGUUCCCAUUUGUGUGUUAUACUCACUGUUGGAAAUGGCUAUACACUCCUUUCAACCUUUGCUACUUGGAGGACUGAUCUCGUACUUUGCUUAUGGACAGACGACUGUGACCAAGGAGAGUGCCUAUCUGUAUGCCAUGGGCAUUGUCCUCUGUUCACUGGUCACCUCCUUGGUGUUCCAUCCCUUCAUGUUUUAUCUUUUCGCGGUCGGAACUAGGGUGAGAUUGGCCUGUGCCGGUUUGGUUUAUCGAAAAUGUCUCCGUGCCUCGGCGAGCAGUGGCGAAGGACUUGGAGCCUUGGCCAUUUCCGUGAUGUCCAUCGAUCUCUCGCAAUUCGAUUUGACUUUCUACUUCUUUCACGAUUUGUGGAAGGGACCAGUGGAGGCCUGCAUCUUUGGCUACCUCAUGUACCGCCAGGUGGGCUGGACAUCCUUGAUCGGGAUCGCCUUCAUUGUGAUCCUGAUACCUCUUCAAGCUUGGGCUGCCAAAGCUUCUGCACAUUUUGGUUCCCAAUCCGCCAAGUAUCGCGAUGAAAGAGUGAAAUUGAUGAACGAGAUUAUCAGUGCCAUCCAGGUGAUUAAGAUGUAUGCGUGGGAGAAGUCCUUCGGACGAUUGAUUGCCGCAGUAAGGAAGUCGGAGGUGAAGGCCAUCCGGGGAUCCAUGAGCAUCUAUGCCGCUUUGCAGUGCACCAAUAUGAUCUCCAAGAUAUCGCUGUUCCUCAGCCUGGUGGCCUAUGUUUAUGGGGGUGAUCUUGUGACCGCCAAGAAGGUGUUCAUCCUCUCCUCGUACUACGGAUUACUCAACGAUUCCCUGCUGCACUACUGGCCCAUGGCCAUUACCACUUGGGCUCAGACUUUGGUGAGUGCCCGUCGAGUGGUGGAGUUCCUGCUGCAAGUGGAGAAGCCUGCAGAUGAGUCAUGCUGCAGAGAUAAUCCCGGCUUGGAGUUGGAUCUGGAGAAACCGAAACCCGAGCAGAGUGGCCGACUGCAUUGCGUGAAGAGUGAGUCCAAGUGCAUGAGUUUCCGGAAAGUCAGCGCCAGUUGGGACAAGCCGAGCAUAAAGCAUCCCAGGAAGGCCCACAUCAAGAACAUGUCCUUCCACAUCAACGCCGAUCAAUUCGUGGGCAUUGUGGGUAAUGUGGGCUCCGGAAAGAGCACACUUCUCCAUGCCAUUCUCGGUGAGAUUGAGCUGAUGCAGGGGCGAGUGGAGAUCCAUGGCAGGAUUAGCUAUGCCGCCCAACAGCCCUGGGUUUUCCAGGGAAGCAUCCGGGAGAAUAUCCUGUUUGUGGAGCAAUACGAGGAGCAGCGAUACCGAGCAGUUGUCCAUGCCUGCCAAUUGAAUAGAGAUCUGGAGCUGCUGCCCCGAGGUGAUGCCACUGUGGUUGGUGAACGAGGAAUCAGCCUGAGUGGUGGCCAGAAGGCUAGGAUUGCUCUGGCAAGAGCUGUCUAUCGCCAAGCGGAUAUCUAUCUAUUCGAUGAUCCUCUAGCAGCUGUGGAUGCCCAAGUGGGCAAACUUCUGAUGGACAAGUGCUUCCAUCGACUGCUGGCUGGCAAAAUGCGCAUCCUGGUCACCCAUCACGUCCAGCUGCUCAAGAGUGUAGACCAUCUGCUGCUCUUGGAAGGCGGAGUGCUCACCCAGCAGGGAAGCUAUGAACAACUGAAGGAUGUGAUCACCCAUCAUGCUGCUCUCGAUCUGGAGGCCAUCGAGGCGGAUAAGCAGCAAGUGAAGCGAGUACUCAGCCAAGUGGACAGGACCUCGAAGCAGCUAAGCAAGGGAGAGGAUGAUGAUCCCACCGCUAACCAGGAUAUGGAUGGCAAUGCAGAGCAGCAGUUGCAAGGAGCAGUUAGCUAUGACACCUACAAGGCGUACUUUAAGGCUCUUGGAGCUCCGUUCCUCGUCUGGUUGGUUCUCUCGAUGUUUGUCUUCGCCCGAGGAUGCCAGGCCCUCAUGGACAUCUUCAUCUCGCGAUGGGCCACUUGGGAGGAGGAUCGUGGUUACGAUUCGGUGGAUGACUUCGAGUCCACUCGUACUAAGAUGGUCACCUGGUACACGGUGCUCCUGCUGCUCACUUUGGCCCUCUACCUGCUGCGCACCUUUGGCUUCUUCUUCAUGUGCCUGCGCAUCUCGUUGACACUCCACGACCAGCUUUACCAGGGGAUAAUCCGCGCCUGGAUGUACUUCUUCAAUGCGAAUCCCUCGGGAAGAGUGCUCAACCGUUUUUCCAGUGACAUACAGAAUGUUGAUGUGAAUCUGCCGCAAGCCAUGAUGGAUUGUCUUCAGUUUGUGGUAGAUGUAGUGGCUGUCCUGGUUAUCGUGGCCAUUGCCAAUUAUUGGCUUCUAAUCCCAGCGGCAAUUAUGGUAUUGCUUCUAUACCUUUGCCGAGCCCUUUACAUUGGCGUCAGUCGGAGUCUAAAAAGGAUUGAGAGUAUGACUCGCAGUCCAAUCUAUUCGCACACAAACCAAACCUUCCAUGGUCAUUCCACCAUUAGAUCCAUGGACGCCAUGCCGCAGCUGGAGCAGACUUUCCAUGGUCUCCAGAACACAAACUCCUCCGCUCUUUUCCUCUACGUGAGCGCCAAUCGUGCGUUUUCCUUCUGGACGGAUCUGAUUUGUGUGCUCUAUAUCCUGGCCGUAACCUUCAGUUUCCUGGUCAUCAAACAGACAUUCUACAGUGGAGAUGUGGGUCUGGCCAUCACUCAGUCCAUGACUUUGGUGAUUAUGUGCCAGUGGGGAAUGCGACAGACUGCCGAAAUGGAGAACAACAUGACCAGUGUGGAACGAGUGCUGGAGUACGCCCAAACACCUUCAGAACCACCGCUUGAGAGUCCGAAGGAUAUGAAUCUUGCCGCUGAAUGGCCACAAGCUGGUCACCUUCGUUUCCUGGAUCUCCGUAUGCGAUAUGCUCCAGAAGAUGAGGAUAUCCUUAGGGGUCUGAACUUUGAGUCCCAGCCCAUGGAAAAGAUUGGCAUUGUGGGACGCACCGGAGCGGGAAAGUCAUCCAUUAUUCAAGCACUGUUUCGAUUGGCUCUCAAUGAGGGAACCAUCCAGAUCGAUGGCCUGGAUAUUGGUCAAUUGGGUCUGCAUGAUCUGCGCAGCAGAAUAUCAAUUAUACCCCAGGAUCCGGUUUUGUUUUCUGGAACCCUUCGCUUCAAUCUGGAUCCCUUUGAUGAGAAGAGCGACGAGUCGUUGUGGAGUGCCUUGGAUGACGUGAAACUAAAGAAACAUGUGGCCUCCUUGGAAGGAGGUCUCUCUUCUCACAUGCAGGAUGGUGGCUCCAAUUUCAGCAUGGGUCAGCGGCAGUUGGUUUGCCUGGCAAGAGCAAUUCUUCGACAGAAUCGAGUUCUCGUCAUGGAUGAAGCAACCGCAAAUGUGGAUACAGAAACCGAUAUUCUGAUCCAGGAAACCAUCCAUACCAAGUUCGCCGAGUGCACAGUACUUACAAUUGCUCACAGAUUGCAUACAGUAAUGGAUAACGACAGUGUUCUGGUGAUGGACGCUGGCCAGAUUGUGGAAUACGGAGCACCGCACAAGCUCCUGCAGCGCAAAGAUGGAGCCCUUUUAAAGCUGGUCAAUCAAAAUGAUGCUGCCACCGUGAAGUUCCUCAAGAAAAUUGCAGCCGAAAGUUACAUGCGCCGCAACAAAAGGGAUUCAUUCACAAUAGCAGAGGAAGAACCGAAAAACUGAACAGGAAUCUCCUCCAGAAACAGGAUCUAACUUAAGCGUUAGAGUUUCAGAAAUUGUACUGCCUCUGGGAACAGUCAAAUUCGUUUUUAUUGGUACGAAAAGUGUACUAUAAAGUGUAUUUACAUAGCAGUAGAAUUACGCUAGUACUAAUGAUAGUUCGGCACUUAAAACGAGGAGACUCUGACACACACGCACACACAAGAUUACAAAAUAUAUGUAUGUAUAUAUAUAUGUAGGUAAUAUAUCAAAACUGUAAACUUGAUGGAUAGCCUAGGAUGAUGGUAAACAUUCCAUUUAAAAUAACAUAAGGUAUUGACAUGUAUGUGGUAAAACUAGGAUCAGAAACACUCUGAUAUGUUCUCGAAUGCAAAAACAGAACGCUCUUUAUGUAGGCUAUACAAUGUUAUGCUAUGUACACAGAACGCUAAAAAAUCAAAAAUAAAUACGGUCAAACCACAUUCGA